This is a messenger RNA of Ricinus communis (castor bean), 2624 nucleotides long. Its product is annotated as transcriptional corepressor LEUNIG_HOMOLOG. The transcript is spliced from 18 exons. The record is from RefSeq and is a predicted model, not a curated record. Bases 308 to 2314 code for a protein of 668 amino acids. Lineage: Eukaryota; Viridiplantae; Streptophyta; Magnoliopsida; Malpighiales; Euphorbiaceae. Gene Ontology annotation, molecular function: transcription corepressor activity; protein binding.
UAGCCGCCACCAAUGCCAUCCCCCUUUCUCACCAGGCCAGCAGCAGCUGCUUCUAUAAAUUAAAAGAAGAAGAAAGAAAAGAAAAGAGAAUUCACACCGUCUUCCUCGGGUCUUUUUCUCUCUUUCGCUCUCUCUUCCUCAACAAAAAGCCAAAGUUUGUUAGUUUUGUCUCUUUUGUUUUUAUUUUCUUUUUCUUUUUUCAGGCUUCGCUUUUGCAUGGCACUGUCACUUGCUGCUUAGUUAGUCUUCAUCAGCUUGCAAGCGUUAGAGUUUCUGGCGGUGUGAUUCUGGCUGAACGCUGAUCAUCAUGGCUUCAUCAGAUGAAGAUUACAAAUACUGGGAUGCUAAAAAUAUGCUUGAUUUGUACUUGCACGAUUAUUUGGUGAAAAAGAAGCUACAUAAAACUGCUGCAAUAUUCAGAAAAGAAGCAGAUGUUGCUUCAACUUCUGUAGCGAUAGAUUCAUUUGAUGGGUUUUUAACUGAAUGGUGGUCAGUAUUUUACGAAAUUUUUGCGUCUAGGCAACUUAAGCAUCAGGAGGCCCAACCAAACUCCAUUGUUCAGGCUGGACAAAUGACACACAACGACUUGCAAAAUGUCUAUCCAAUUAUGCCACCGUUGGCCAAAAAUCAGCAGAGGCCAGAACAGUAUCCUGUUGGCCCUGACAAUAAUAAAAUGUUGGGCCGCCCUCCUACUUUCAUUCUGCCUGCAAGAAUGUAUGAUCAACAGCAGCAACUUAGGCAGCCUAUCAGCAACUUAACUCCUACCAAUCUCCAGCAGCAAACUAGGAAUCUGGGUACACAGCUAGUUGUAACGCAGAAUAGAAAGGCCAACAGCAUCGCUGGAGCUAAUCCUACGGGAGUCAAUCAAGUGCCUUUGGACGGGUGGCUUUCAAAUUUACUUAUGCAGACACCAAACGGUGCGCGACAGUUUCCCACGCCAACAAACCAACUCCAACAGAAUCUGUUGGGCCAGCCCUUGGCACUGACACCUGCUAAUUUUUAUGGUCGAUGUCUGAUACUUCCCAAGACUAAUUUGAGUGGAAAAGGCGCACAGAUGAUGGUCCAAACGAAGCAAAUUGAAGAGCGCCAAGAUGGUCAUAAUCGGCAUCCGCGGCAGCAGUUACCAGACAAUGGAAGAAAGCGAAGAAGAUUAUCAGAUUCAAGAGCCAGAGGCAACAUUUUGGGUAGUGCGGAGGCUGAAGUCGAUAAACCUGUGGAUGAAGUCGAAUCCUUUCUGUCUACUGUUGAUGAUUACAUAAGCGACAAUGAAUGCACUCCUCUUGGCACUUUGAAAUAUCGUGAUUCAGCUUGUAGAAGAACUGGUCAGAAAGGCUUUACCUUUCAAGAGAUUGGUUGCCUUCACUCGAGCAAAAGCAAGGUGUUUUGCUGCCAAUUUUCAUCUAACGGGAAAGUAUUAGCCAGUGCUGGACAUGACAAGAAGGUUUUCUUUUGGAAUAUGGAAAGUUUUGAUUUUAAUGAUUCAUCAGAAGGACAUUCUUCUCUAAUUACAGAUGUUCGAUUUAAACCAGAUUCAACUAUACUCGCCACAUCUUCCUUUGAUAGAACACUGCAAAUAUGGGAUGCAACCAAAUUAACGGGUCAUUCUACUUCUGCAAGUCAAAAUUGGGGCUCUUGGAUUAACCAAGGAGCUUCAAAUCACAGGCUGGAUCACAUUGUGUCUGAUGUCAUUCCGACCAAAUCAUUGUUUAAGCUUCUUGGGCAUGCUGAACAAGUGAUGGCAUUGGAUUUUCAUCCAAGAAACGGGGACGUCCUUUGUUCAUGCGACAGUAAUGAUGAGAUCCGAUUAUGGAAUGUCAACCGUGGUGCUUGCAUAAAAGUCUCUAAGGGAGCCACUAAACAAGUCAGAUUCCAGCCUCAAUGUGGCCAGUUAUUGGCUACUGCCUCUGGAAAUAGUAUCAAUGUAAUCGAUGUUGAGAAUAAUAGCCGCAUCCAAUUCAACUUGAAGGGUCAUGCGAAACAAAUCCUGUCACUUUGCUGGGAUAUCAGUGGAAAAUAUAUUGCAUCUGUCAGUGAAGAUAGUGCACGAGUGUGGUCACUUGCAUCGGGUGGAAAUUGCAUGAACGAGUUGCAUUCAAAUGGCAACAAGUUCCAAUCAUGCGCCUUUCAUCCUGGAUAUCCGGAACUCCUGAUGAUUGGUGGUUACCAGUCCCUUGAGCUGUGGAAUCCAAUAGAUGAUAAUAAGACACAAUCAAUCUCAGCACAUAAUGGGUUAAUUUCUGCACUGGCUGGUUCACUGGAGACUGAAAUGAUUGCAUCAGCAAGCCAUGACCGGUGUGUCAAGUUAUGGAAAUGAGACCUCCCAUUGUCUGCUUUAUUCACAUAUCCCACCCAUGUGGGGGUUUGUGAAUACAUCUUAUAGCUUCAGAAUAGAUUGCUUUCACAGUUUCUGACAGGCAUACAUGGCAAUCUUGACGAAUUCCAUUUUAUCAAAGAAAAAAGAAAAGCCAAUAGGCUGCCUAUAGAACUUGUUUCAUAGCCAAACAGGCAACAGUAGAAUACUUUUCAAUCGUAUAUCUUAUACAGGAAUAUACUCAAAGAUAUAAUCAAAUGUAGGAAUCAAGAAAAGAAAGAUUGCAAUAAGAUGCUGAAAUGUUUUCUUUUUC